UAUAAUAUAACGAAUAUUAGUGCAAUAUUCAUAUCUCGAAAACAAAAUAUCAUGUCGCAUCUAAUUGAUUUUCACUUAUUGAACGACAUGAAAAAUAUAAUCACGAAAGUUGAAAAUCUUCAUCUUAAUAAUAGAAAUAAUCAACAUUUCCAUGUAAUAAAUCAUAUUAAAAUACACACAUCAACUUAUUCUGGUAAUCAAUAUGGUUGCUAUCAAAUAAAACGUACUUCAAUUUGUCAAACUUUAAACAACAAUGAAAACUAUGAUCAAAAUUGUGAUCAAGAUUCUAGUCAAAAUAAUUAUUACAAUUGUAAUUACGAUCACGACAACCAUAAUCAAGAUCAGAAAUCAAAAAAUCUCAUUGAACGAGGACCGAUCAAGUCGCAAUUUUCUUCAUUAAAUCGCAAUAAACCAUAUUGCAAAAAUUUAGAACAUUCACAACAUUUGAAAACAAAUGAAAUUUUUCUCAGCGAUUAUGAUAAAAUCGAUAAAGAAGAUUGUAAAGAUACUUGGUUUAAUCUGCUACAAGAUUUUGAAACUAAUAAAAAUAGUAAUCAAAAUACAUCCCAAUUAUAUAAUUUAAAAAAGGAUUUUCCAACUCCUAUAGAAAAUGUUUCAAGCAAUGAUCUAGAAAUUUCAUUAUUGGAAAUGGUGAAGAAUGGGGCAUUUCAAGAAGGUCAACAUGUAACAGAGUCAUGUUUUGCUCAUUCACAGGAAAUGACGAUGAAAAAUUACGAUUCCUUAUUAAAUAAUGAUAAUAUAAUUUCUUCUGAUUCAAAAAAUGAAUUGAAUCAUACUCAUUUAUCGACCUUAGCAGUUCAUAUGCAUUCUCCUAAGUGGACACAACAAAAUUUGAAUUAUAAUUUAAUCGAUUCAUCUCAGAUGAUCGACACAACAUGCAUACCAAUGCAAAUUUCCUAUUCUUUGAAUUGCUCGCCGUCUUCUUUAAAUCAAUCUUAUAAUAACACAUCAAAUUCGAAUAAUUCGUAUCGAAUGAUAUCCGGUUCUCAAAUCGAGGAACAAUUCGAACAAGAUUUAACAAAUGAAAGCUUAUUAGAUAACAUUGACCAAUUAAUUGAAAAAGUACAAGAUGAUUUAAAUCUACCCAAAGUCGAUGAAACGUAUACACAAAAUUCCUCAAAGAAGAAUACAAUUACUUUUCAAAACAACAAUUUUAACAAAACAUAUAUUCAUUCGAAUUGUAAUAAAUAUAAUAAUUUUACGAUUAUGAAAACUUUAUCUUGGUCUAAUAUACCAUAUAUGAUACAAAAUAAUAUUUCCGAAAAAAAAAAAAUUCAAACGAUUAAUCCAAUCGAACCUGAUUACACUGUAAACAUACCUAUAUUUUUAAAUUGUUCAAAAGAUGACCAUAAUAAUAUUAUUAAAUAUUCGACGAAAACAAAAAAAGAAUGCAAUUUUUCUUCUUCAUACAAUGAUUCUUCAUUAAUCACAUCUGUCAUUCCAAAUUUGAAUUUGCAUGAUUUUGAAAGAGAAAAUCUAAUAACGAAUUUGAAAAACAAUUUUCAAAUAUCAAAAACAAUUUCAUUCAAAAAUCAAUAUUUUCAACAAUUAUAUGAUUCCAAAGAAGAUAAACAAUUUCGAUUAUCGAGACUAUUAAGAUUACCAUCUGUAAAGGCGAGUGAAAAAUUAAAAGAAAAAUUGAAUCCAGACGAUGUAGAGAAGGCUAUGAUUAAUUUGCUUAAAAAAUCAGCAAAAACACUCACUAAACAAGACGAAGAUGGAUAUACAAAAUUGAUGUGUUUGGUCAGCCAUCCAAACGAACUUCUUGAAAAUCUAGCCUAUCUGGUACCACUUGUAGAACGUUUGAGUAUAAUCGAUGGAGCUUUAACGAUCAUGAAUAAUCGCGGUGAGGAUGCGCUUUACUUAGCUGCAUUAAAUUGCCCACAAUUUUCUUUUGUUGUUGGAUAUUUAGCUGCAACAAUGUUAGAAAAAGGAAUUAAUAUCAAUCAGAAAUUGUAUGAUACUCAGGAUAAUACUCUGAUACAUUCAAUCACGGCGCGGGGGGAUUUUUACAAAGAAGUAUUAAAUGAGUUAUUGACUUUAAAAACAAUUGAAGGAAAUAUGCUAUUUGAUUUAUCAAAACGUAAUUGUGAUGGUAAAACAGCUCUUCACAUUGCGAUUGAAUCGCAUAAGCCAUUUACAAAAGGAAUCACAUCAUUAGAAACAGUGAAAUUGCUUUUAAAAUAUGGAGCAAAUCCCAAAAUUAAAGAAACGAAAUAUGGCAAUAAUGCUUUGCAUAUGGCGAUUUUUUCAGACUGUGAUCCUAUUCUUAUUAAGCUAUUAUUGGAUACUGAUGCUUCCGAUUUAAUAAAUGCAGUUAAUAAUAAUCAUGAUACAGCAUUACAUUUAGCUACAGCUAUGCGAUCUAAUAUUUUUUCAAAAAAACAAGAAAAAGUAUGUUGGUUGUUGUUUAAUGCUGGAAGUGAUCCUAAUUUGCCGAAUCAUCAAGGGAAAACACCGCUAGCAUUUGCUUGCUUAGAUGGAAAAGAAGCUAUAAGACGGAUUUUUUAUAAAACAUAAGAAUAAUUGAAAGAAUAAUAUUAUCAUUAUUAUAUAUCAUUAUUAUAUUUUUCGUUUAUUAUUAUUAUUAUAUUUUCGUUUAUUAUAAUCUGCAAUAAUAAGACUUCUUAUUUAAGUUUAA
Molecule: messenger RNA, 2662 nt
Organism: Apis mellifera (honey bee)
Lineage: Eukaryota; Metazoa; Arthropoda; Insecta; Hymenoptera; Apidae
Product: homeobox protein 2-like
Exons: 8
Coding region: 52-2541 (829 amino acids)
Molecular function (GO): protein binding
Source: RefSeq, a predicted model, not a curated record